Molecule: messenger RNA, 2247 nt
Organism: Spirodela intermedia
Lineage: Eukaryota; Viridiplantae; Streptophyta; Magnoliopsida; Alismatales; Araceae
Source: the annotation of a GenBank genome assembly
AUGGCGUCGGCCGGAGCGGUCGCCUCGGGCGUCCGUCAGCAUCUAUGGCGGUCCCCUUCUCACCCCCUCCUUUGCUCUUCUCAUCUCGGCCACCGUAGCAGGGAAGGUCUCCGUCCUCUGACCCUAUUCUCUACCUUAUCCUUUCCCCCUUCCACUUCCCAUCGUCCUCCAUUUACGCUGGCUCAGUCGCGAUUUUCUCUCUCGUCAUUGGGGUCCCGAGGGCUCUUCUCAGCCCCGGUGGCAGCAGCGUCUUCGCCAGGCACCCGGGACACUGUCUCUCGUUCUCUGGAUGAGGAGAACGACGAAGAAGGGGAGUCCCAGGGGGAAGAGGAUGAGUAUGAUGUUGCCUCCUACGAUGAUGAAGAAGAUGGAGAGGAGGAGGAAGGGGAAGAUGAAAUGGACGAUAAAACAGGAGAAGGCUUAGAUAUCCGGGUGAAAAUGGAGGACCGGUCUGAUGGUGAGACGCCUUCACUGCAAGGGCAGGAAUUUCCGAGAUACCCGUCUCCGGUGCUGAGCGUGAAGGAGAAGAAGGAGUUAGCCUCAUACGCCCACAGCCUCGGGAAGAAGCUGAAAUCCCAACAGGUCGGCAAGUCUGGGGUCACUCCCUCUGUUGUUGCCGCCUUCCUUGAGACUCUCGAGGCUAAUGAGCUCCUCAAGGUACCGCAUCUGCCACUUUUUCUCAUUCUUCUGCGUUGAAUUCUUAGAAUUUCAUCGUUUUUUCUUGUUCUAAUUCUAGAUUUGUAGACACCUGACAGUUGACUUUGAAAAAAAUGAUAUCAUCAAAAAUGAACAGGCAGCAGCUCAAAAAUCUUAUUGAAUGGAUGAUCCACACUUCCUAUUUAGUCAUCAAAUUAGCCGUAUUGCUUUUUUUUCAUGCUAGACUUUGAGCUCAUUUUUUUAAUUAUAAGAAGGUUUCUAUCUCUUUUUAUGGAUGACAACAGAAAUCGUCUAUUCCCUGUGACCCUGCAAGCGUCUAAGAUUAGUCAGAGUCAGUCUCACUUUCAAGUUAGUGAUAGAAGAUCUUGUCACUCUAACUAGCAAUUUCAGCUCAGAACUUCUCAUGGCAGUGUCAAUCAAGCAAAUGGCUCAAUUUGACCCAAUCCGUCCCUUGUGAUUUUGAAUCUUCAUCAGUGGGUCAACUAGAAAAUCAUAUUCCUCCAAGAAUCGGAGGGAGUAGACACUUGUUGUGGGUUUAGCUGCUUCGAGGGGAUGAAUUUUGUACUCUACUAGUUUAGUUACACUUUUUUUCAGUCGAUAUAGUUCAUGAUUGGAGCUGCACGUGAAUUUAAUUUUUUUUUUAUACUCUUAAUAAUAAAGAGUAUGUUCAAUUUAUGGGUCUAUGAUUGGGUAUUUUAAUCACUUUAUGGAUCUUUGUCUUAAAAUAAUGAAAAUAAUCCUAUUAUAUUCUUGCAACAAGGGUAUAAACCAAAAGUUUCCCAAAUGACUGUAAUAAGUCGGCCUAGUCUUCGACUCAUGGAAAAUUCUGAAUGGCCUCAUCACCCCACGAGACCAGGAAGCUUGUACAUCAUUUUUCUCUCAGAAUUGCUGCAUGCCAUUCUGCGUCGAGUUGCAUGAGUUGAUGUUCUGAAAAUGUGCUUCACAAGGAGUCAUGGAUCAGAAGACCGAGCGUGUGUUUGAUCAUUGUUUUUGAUGUCUCUGUGGUUAAUUUUGGGAGACCCUGUUAAAUUGUUGGCUGAUUGAAAAUAGCCCGAACAGGCUCUUGACUGCCAUGUUCAAAGAUUUAAACAUGUUCUAUAAAAUGAUAUCGACAAAAUAUAGAGUGGAAUCUUAAGUGAUUUCUGCGUGAAGGGUCAUCCUUCUUGUGGUAAUGGCAUUAAAUUCUGUAAAAAAAAAAAGAAAUGUUCUCAUUUUAGUUGAUUGUGAUUAUAACUCUCCGACACUUUCUAGUCUGGCCCAUCUCCUACAAGUGAGUGUGUUCUGAAUCAGUCUUCCUCUGGUCUCAAUGAACAACAGCUUAAAGUGCAUGGAAACUGCCCUGGGGAGCUGCCAGACGUCAUCAGGCUAUUGGAGGCAUCAACUGGGUCGGUGGCUGUGGGGCGGAUCGGCCGAUCCGUCAUUCUCUACCGACCAAGCAUCAGCAAGAUGCAGCAAGCCCGAGAGCAGCAGGCCGUCAGGAAGCCUCAGAGGUCCAGAUCCUUUGGGGGCUCUUCACGGCCCAAUGGGCCGAAGGACCAAAUGGGAAGUCCCUUUCUCUGUCGGAGCGGCCGCAGGCCAGCCAAAGCUUAG